AAACUCUACCGUCUGAGUCCCAAUGAGUAUUUUUCCUUGGAAAUGGAGGGUGACGGCGCGCAGGGUUUGACCGCUGAACUGGUAUUACAGAAAGAUUUGGAUCGAGAGAAACGGCCAGUUAUCAAUCUCGUUCUGACUGCCAUAGACGGAGGUAAACCCCCUAAAUCCGGUAGCAUAGACAUCGUAAUAAAUGUAUUUGAUGUGAAUGAUAACAAUCCAGUUUUCAGUAAAACUCUUUAUAAAGUUCAGAUGACUGAAAAUGCCCCCUUUGGAACGAGGCUAAUAACUGUGAGUGCCACAGACGCCGACGACGGUGUGAACAGCGAAAUAGAGUACUCCUUAAUUGGAAACAAAAACUCAAAAGUUCUCGAGAAAUUUAACAUAACUCCCAACACCGGGGAGAUCUACACACAGGGUCAAAUAGAUUACGAGGAAACGCCUGCUAUUGAAUUGCGAGUCCAAGCAAAAGACAAAGGUUCUCCACCGCGUAAUGCGCAAAGCAAAGUUUUAAUUGAAGUUAUGGAUAUAAAUGACAACGCACCAGAGAUUACGGUGACACCUUUACUUCAAAUGGUGAAAGAAGACACGGCGGUGGGAAAGGCUGUUGCUCUCAUCACAGUGUCUGAUCAAGAUGGUGGGAAAAAUGGAGAGAUUAAGUGCACAAUUAAGGAUAAGAUCCCUUUCAAACUCGAGUCAAACUAUGAAAAUCAUUAUUCCCUAGUGGUGAAUGGGCCUCUGGACAGGGAGAAGUAUUCUCACUACAACGUCACUGUAACAGCCACAGAUGGUGGCAUUCCACCCCUGUCCACCACUACUGAUUACACCAUACACCUCUCUGAUGUUAAUGACAACGCCCCACGGUUUCCUGAGCCUGUGAUACAGGUCUACCUCAAAGAAAACACCCCUGCAGGCACUCUUAUAGGAACAGUCAGUGCGUCUGACCCAGAUGUCGGUGAAAAUGCCCAGGUGUCCUACUCUUUAAUUGACAACAAAAGAAAUGGUGUUCCUUUGUCGACGUUGGUUAAUGUUAAUUCUCUGAAUGGGGAAAUGUACAGCAUGCAGACCCUAAACUAUGAGGAGGUGAAACAGUUUGACUUUCAUGUCCAAGCCUCAGACUCUGGUGUUCCCUCAUUAAGCAGUAAUGUAACUGUGCAUGUCCUCAUCCUGGAUGAAAACGACAACAGUCCUGUCAUCCUCCCACCCUACUCUGACCAAGGCUCAGUUAACUCUGAGACCAUCCCCUACUCUGCUGAAGCGGGCUACUUUGUGGCCAAGAUCAGGGCUGUAGACGCAGACUCUGGUUACAAUGCACUGCUGUCUUACCACCUUAGCGAGCCCAAAGGCACCAACCUCUUCAAAAUCGGAACCAGCUCUGGAGAAAUACGAACCAAGAGGCGAAUGAGUGACAAUGACUUGAAAGCACAUCCGCUCAUCAUAACCGUGACAGACAAUGGUGAGCCAUCUCUCUCUGCAACUAUGUCAAUUGAAGUAGUGGUGGAAGAAAGGACAGGGGAGAAGGUGACAAAUUUCAAGCAAGUUCCACUCAUCGAGGACACAUUUUCGGAUCUAAACCUCUAUCUGCUGAUUGCUAUUAUAUCAGUGACUGUAAUCUUCCUAGUGAGCCUCAUCACGUUGAUAGCGGUGAAGUGCCAGAGGACUGAGGGUAUUUUCAGCAGCUGCAGCGCCCCCAUGGUCACUACUCACCCGGACGGGAGUUGGGCUUACUCUAAAACUACUCAGCAGUAUGACGUGUGCUUUAGCUCAGACACCCUGAAGAGUGACGUGGUGGUGUUCCCCUCACCGUUUCCGCCUGCGGACGCGGAGCUCAUCAGCAUUGAUGGAGGAGACACUUUCAGCCUCAAGACCCAAACUCUCCCCAGCACGACAAAGGUAGGGCAUAGUUAG
Messenger RNA from Engraulis encrasicolus (European anchovy), 1905 nucleotides. Its product is annotated as protocadherin alpha-2-like. The record is from RefSeq and is a predicted model, not a curated record. Gene Ontology annotation, cellular component: plasma membrane. Lineage: Eukaryota; Metazoa; Chordata; Actinopteri; Clupeiformes; Engraulidae. Gene Ontology annotation, molecular function: calcium ion binding. The annotation marks the transcript as partial. The transcript has a single exon. Gene Ontology annotation, biological process: homophilic cell-cell adhesion.